CACGGAUCGAUUGACGCCGAUGCCAGCAGGAGCACAAUUGUGAUACCUCUUUUUAGGUUCCGAUCUACAUAGUUACACCCCGCCAUACUGGGCUGUCGUCAUCCCGUCCGUCGCACGCAUUAACCCCGCCCCGUCCUGUCGCUCUUCCAUCUUCUCCAUACACUCCCACUCCCACCAAUACCUUCGAUCCCACCCUCAACCCGCGAAAACAACCAAGACAAGAUGCCCCCGCCGCAAGCGCCCUGGGCGCCCCUCCUGCAAUCCCACAUCGCGCACCUCAAGCCAUGCACCUUCACACUCGCCACGCAAUCUACCGCGCCCUCACCAACCUCCUCCUUGUACCCCUCCCCCAUCCCACCACCCCUUCACCAGCCUCCGCCACCGUCUCCGCGCUGCCGCACACUGAUCCACCGCGGCAACCUUUGCCGCCUCCCAGAGAACACACACAACCCUUUACUGCACCACAACGCGCGGGUAUGGGACAGCGACCUGCCAACGUUCACGACGGACGCGCGGACGAGUAAAGUCCUUGGCGGGGACACGACGGGCGGGCAAGAGGUCGAGGCGUGUUUCUGGGUUGCGGAAACGCAGAAUCAGUGGCGGAUUCGAGGGAGGUGUUUUCUUCUGUCGGAGGAGGAGGCGGUGCCGCCGGGGGAGGUUACGGAUAGGCUGCGCAAGAGGGAGCAGGGGGGGGGGGAGGGAGAGUUUAGUUGGAGGAAGGAGGUGCAGGCGCAUUUUGGAAAUCUGGCGCCUGCCAUGAGGGGCAGCUUUGCGAAUCCUCCGCCUGGCGCGCCGCUGGGGAGUGAUGUGGGGGGACUGGUCAAGGGGGGAAGGUUGAGGAUAAGGACGUGCUGGCUGAUGAAGGGAUCUCGAAGAUUGCCAGGGGGAAUAUGAGGGUCGGUGUCGUGGUGCCGAACGUGGUCGAGCGGGUGGAUCUGGCGGCGGAUGAGGGGCGGGCGAGGAGGUGGGUCUGGUGGUGGGUGGGCGAGG
Tricharina praecox is the source of this 990-nucleotide messenger RNA. RefSeq names its product pyridoxamine 5'-phosphate oxidase-domain-containing protein. Gene Ontology annotation, molecular function: FMN binding. The transcript has a single exon. NCBI's taxonomy places the organism in Eukaryota, Fungi, Ascomycota, Pezizomycetes, Pezizales, Pyronemataceae. Bases 223 to 894 code for a protein of 223 amino acids. The record is from RefSeq and is a predicted model, not a curated record.